Molecule: messenger RNA, 576 nt
Organism: Oryzias latipes (Japanese medaka)
Lineage: Eukaryota; Metazoa; Chordata; Actinopteri; Beloniformes; Adrianichthyidae
Gene: rps18
Product: ribosomal protein S18
Biological process (GO): translation
Cellular component (GO): small ribosomal subunit; cytosol; ribosome
Molecular function (GO): RNA binding; structural constituent of ribosome
Source: RefSeq, a predicted model, not a curated record
GGACCAACUUCCGUUUCCAACCACCUCAACCUCUCGCGAGAACUCCACGACUUCCUCUUUGCACGGAACCGACAUCCAAGAUGUCUCUGGUAAUCCCCGAGAAAUUCCAGCAUAUUCUUCGUGUACUCAACACGAACAUCGAUGGUAGGAGGAAAAUCGCCUUCGCCAUCACCGCCAUCAAGGGUGUUGGCAGACGUUACGCCCAUGUUGUCCUGAGGAAGGCUGACAUUGACCUCAACAAGAGAGCUGGAGAGCUAACGGAGGAGGAGGUGGAGCGUGUGGUGACCAUCAUGCAGAAUCCCCGGCAGUACAAAAUCCCAGACUGGUUCCUCAACAGACAGAAAGAUGUUAAGGACGGCAAAUACAGCCAGGUCCUUGCCAACGGUCUGGACAACAAGUUGAGAGAGGAUCUGGAACGGCUCAAGAAGAUCAGGGCUCACCGUGGUCUCAGGCACUUCUGGGGUCUGCGUGUGCGUGGUCAGCACACCAAGACCACCGGCCGUCGUGGUCGCACCGUCGGUGUGUCCAAGAAGAAGUAAACUCACUUCCUUUUGUUUCAAUAAAACGACAACAACA